AUGGAUGCUAUCACUGAUCCAACCUUUCAUACCACAAAACCUAAGUCGCAAUACGCAGAAGAGACACCAUCUUUGUUGACUUUGGUCAUAGAUACAGCACCCAAACUUUGGGCUGAGCUAGAUGAUGAGAAAAGCCAGAAUGCAAACAUUAUUAGCGUCUUCGAAUCGAUCAUUGUAUUCCUUAAUGCGCAUCUUGCGUUCAACAGCUCUAAUCAAGUUGCGGUGAUCGCUGCUCACUCACAAGGUAUCAAGUACCUCUAUCCCAAGAGUAACGUAGGCAACAACAAAGCAACUUCUUCCUCAACCUCUGGUAAGGAUCUCUCCAUUAUCAAUAAUGACAUGUACCGACAAUUCAGAAAUGUUGAUGAAACGUUAGUUGAAGAACUGUAUAAGCUAUUUCAAGAAGAAAAGAAUCAGAUAGACAAGGUAACUCAGAAGAGCACACUUGCAGGAGGUAUUUCUGCUGGUCUCACGUAUAUCAACAGAAUUUCAAGAGAACUUGCGACCAUUGCACUCAAAUCCAGGCUACUUGUGAUUACGUGUGGGAGUGGGGGAGGAAGAGAUGAGAUCUUUCAAUAUAUCCCAAUUAUGAACUGUAUCUUUUCUGCUACCAAACUUAAGUGUCCCAUCGAUGUCGUAAAGAUUGGAGGUCAUAGGGAAAGUACAUUUCUUCAGCAGACUACGGAUGCCACCAAUGGUGUUUACUUACAUCUAGAAUCUACUCAAGGUCUGAUACAAUAUCUUUCCACUGCCAUGUUCAUAGAUCCAUCUCUCAGACCCAUCAUUGUGAAGCCAAACCAAGGGUCUGUAGAUUUUAGAACCUCGUGCUAUUUGACUGGUAAAGUCGUUGCGAUUGGGUACAUCUGCUCAGUUUGUUUAUGUGUUCUAUCCAUUCUUCCGCCAGGAAAUAAAUGCCCUGCUUGUGAUUCCGAAUUUGAUGAGAUGGUCAUUGCCAAACUAAGAAAAAGUGGUAGAUGA
This is a messenger RNA of Torulaspora delbrueckii, 978 nucleotides long. RefSeq names its product TFIIH/NER complex subunit TFB4 (gene TFB4). Gene Ontology annotation, biological process: nucleotide-excision repair; regulation of DNA-templated transcription. The coding region runs from base 1 to 978 and encodes 325 amino acids. Gene Ontology annotation, cellular component: transcription factor TFIIH core complex; transcription factor TFIIH holo complex. The transcript has a single exon. NCBI's taxonomy places the organism in Eukaryota, Fungi, Ascomycota, Saccharomycetes, Saccharomycetales, Saccharomycetaceae. The record is from RefSeq and is a predicted model, not a curated record.